AUGAUAAACUUGAUUAAGCAAACCAAGAAUACAUCCUAUUCCGCAGUUGCACAUUUAGGAAUCGAUUUCUUCGAUUCUGGAAUUCGGAAUUCCGGAAUUUCCUUGACGGAAUCACAUUCACGACCUCACAUUCUACCUGAAAUUUGUCGUAUUUAUCCCAACAUCUUCCAAACAAAUGCAACCAAUAAUCCAUCUCAACAGUUCUCAUUGGUUCUUCAAAGAAACAAACCAUCAGGACGAAUUCUAAUUGAUCUACAAGAAAGAAAAUGCUUCAUCGAACUACUAAAUGGGCCCACUUUGGAAAAAGAACUGUUGGAUGAUGAAACAUCACUAGUGACUUUGUUCGCACGCAUCAUCAACGGUUGUUCUAGUCGAAAUAUCGAUAGCAUCCAAAUCAUCGAUACAGAUUUCUUGUCAAAAAACACGGCGUUUGAUGAGAACAAGAUCAUUGAACUACUCGCAACAACAUUCGCUGAAUGUGAUGAAUACAAUCGUUCAAUGUUCGUUUUUGACAUGGAUUCACUUAUUACACUAAGUAUCAAUGAUUCGAACAUGUCUCAAUCAACAUCCAUCUCAAAUAUUCAACUCUAUCGAAAUAUCCGUGAGAAAUGUAAACAAGCAUUUGUUGAGAACAAACCGGAUAAUUGUGAUAACAACUUUAUUGCAAAAGAAAAAUGGAUUGUCAUGGUUGUGAAACAUCCAUUUCUUCGUAGUCGACUCAUCGAAGAUAUCGACUUCAAACAGAGUCAGGAACAAAUCGACGAAGAAAAGGAACGAGAAAGAAAAGAACGAGAUGACGAAACGGAAAAAAUCUGUCCAAAAUGUCGUCGUGGUUAUAUUUUAUCGAAGACAAACUAUGGGAAUUGUCAAUAUCAUGAUGGAUAUAUUUAUGAUCUUCAAACAAAGAAGCCAGUUAGUUAUAAUGAAGCACAAGCCUUACUACUAAAAAUAUCAUUAUUGACGCAAAGAGGUGCAUCUAACGAUCAACAUCUGAAAUUGGUAUGGACAUGUUGUUUUCGUAUAUUUGGAAGUGAUUCGCCUUGUCGAAGUGGAAUCUGUGGUCUACCAGAAGAAUUACAAGGAACACAAAUUAAAGCAGAAAAUGAAAUCGCAGAAGUUGAGAAACAUUUCAAAGCGAAAAUAGAUGCAACUAACAAGUUGAAGGUAUUGCACGAAGUAUGCGCAGACCUAUUCAUACCACAGCCUUCAUAUUCAACAAAUACUGUUUUUAAUCAGCGCUCUACUCCAUAUUCUCCCAGAAAUAGCUAA
Messenger RNA from Adineta ricciae, 1269 nucleotides. The record is from the annotation of a GenBank genome assembly. Lineage: Eukaryota; Metazoa; Rotifera; Eurotatoria; Adinetida; Adinetidae.